Microthlaspi erraticum is the source of this 1473-nucleotide messenger RNA. The record is from the annotation of a GenBank genome assembly. Lineage: Eukaryota; Viridiplantae; Streptophyta; Magnoliopsida; Brassicales; Brassicaceae.
AUGGAAAUUUCGUCGAAACUGAUCCGAUUCUCUCCACACGAAGUCGAGAACCAUCUCGAACUGUCACUUCGUCAAGCCUACAAUAAUCUCCAGCCGAAAUUACGGCCGCCGUUUUCCUUAGAAAUCCCAGACCCACAAGAGUAUCUCGAGCUCAACAAAGCCAUCGUCUACGGCGUGUUAUCCGAUUCCGGUUCCUGUAAAACCCACAUCAAGCACCUACACGCUCUCGUCACCGACGGGUAUGCGUUUUUCACGAGUCUGCUUGUUGGAAUCGUUGUUGAAUUCUACGGUAAACUCGUCGAUUCCGCUAAGAUCCAGCUUCUCUGGGCGACGAAGGAGAUGAUCGGUGUUUCGAGCGUCGGGCUUGAGGAUUUGAUUGUGUCUUUGCUGCGACGAAUCGGAAGCGGAGAUUACAGCGAUCAGAAUCUAUGGCUUUGCUCUGAAUUGGUGAGUUUGUUUCUCGAGAAUUGGGAUUGUUUGCUUGAAGAGUUUCCAUUGGUUUUGACUAGUGCUCUGUAUAGUUUUCUUCGUUUGUUAGCUGAUCAUUGUAGAGUUAUAGGCGUAGCGAAACUCGAAAACGUGAAGAGAUUGGAGAUCAGAUUCUGUGUCAAAAUGUUUAGAGAGGAGCCUGAUUUGUGCUUGAAGAUUGGUAGAGAUCUUCUCCGGCUAUUGCAGGAUUUGGUUCACGUCCCUGAAUUCAGAGAGAUACAGAACGGUUUGGUGGUAAACCGGUGUACUUCGAGUAGAUACUUCUUUCUCCGAAUCACUCCUGAGAUGGAGAUCCAGCUAAGGUUUCUCCUUGGGAAUGUGAAGUUAGGAAGCCACAAGAGGCAUCAGAUGUGGUUCUUGAAGAAGUUUUUAUUAGGUCCUGAGAAAGAAACGGUUCUGAUCGACAUAGUCCGGUUCGUCUGCUGCGUGAUUCACCCGACUAACGAAACCAUCCGGUCAGAGAUCAUGCCGAGAUGGGCUGUUAUAGGUUGGUUUCUGGAACUGAGUAAGCAGAGCCAGCACAUUGAACGGAGCGUGAAGCUGGCUCUGUUCUACGACUGGCUGUUUUUCGACGAAAGAGUCGAUAGUAAUAUCAUGAAUGUUGAACCGGCUGCGCUCUUGAUGGUGUGGUCGAUACCGCAGUAUCCGCAAAUCACUCACUCUUUACUUGAGUAUUUACUGAAUCUUGUGGAGAGUUAUGAGUUAAGCCGUCGAGAUAUGGUCGCGAGAGGCGUGGCUUCGGCUUUCAGAGAUAUCGAGCGGAAAGGAGUCAUAAGGUCGUUGGAUAUACUAAUAAAGAAUGCUGCAGUUGCAUCGGAUCUGAAGAAGAAGCUAGCAAAGUUGUUGGCUCCUGUGAAUCUUCAACAACUUAGUAUUCCUUCUGAGAAAACGUUACCUUCUUCAGAAGCAGUAUUAAAAGAAUGCAGCACCAAAGUAGUAGGAGUAGUUGAUAAUCCUGAUCAGAAGCUGGGACAAUUCUGUUGA